AUGCAAUUUUUCGUGUCGGAAUAUUUACAGUUUAAAGGGUUGCAAAAAAGUUCGCCCCUUCAAAACUACUUCUUUACCUCUUUUAUGGCGUUAAUUCUAUUAGCUCUUUUCUUUAUCAAUCGAUUACAAAAGAAUUUGAGACGUAAAUUAUUUGGAAAAAGGCAAGAGACAAAUGAUCAAUGGUAUCAAGUUAUUUCAGAAAAUUCAGAAAAAGCACUGGAAGUUGAUUUACACUCAGGUACAGGUCCAUUAGUGACUUCCUUUAUCCUAAAUGAUGAUGAUUUACCUCCUAGUCCGAGGCACGAUUGGACAUUAUAUUCCAUUAUAUUACAAUCAACGAGAAUGAAGUUGUUAAUACUUGUUGCUUUUGUUCAAUUGUUGAGCUUGACUCUCGGGUUUACCAUUUCUAGUGGAUCAGUUUCAGUUAAUCAAAAAAAAGUUGAGUUCGGGGAAUUCAAUACUCAAGAAAUUAAGCAAUUAUCAAGUGAAAAUCUCAAAGAUAAAAUUGAAAUAAAACUUCAAUUAGCUGACAAAGUAGAGGCUGUUCCUCAUCAAUUAUUAAUUGCUAUAUCAAGUGCUGAAAAUUAUGCUUUAGCUUCUCAUUAUACCCCUACAUAUAAAAAGGGAGAAAUUAAGGUUACAAUACCUGUUGCCAAACUUCCUGAAGUAUUAAAGAUUCAAGAUAAAUUAUUCAUAAGUGUUAUUAUCGCUGAUUCUUCUGCUCAAUUAUAUAAAAAUUUAGUGGAAUUCAUUCCUGGUGGAGAAUUAAAGUCAGCUAAUAAAUAUAAAGAAGUUCCAAGAAUUGGUCUUAAACCUGAAAUUCAUCAUACUUUUAAUUCUGAUCCUAAAACAGUUAAUCCAAUUAUUCCAAUUGGAUUUAUUGGUGUUGCCGUUGUUUUAUUCUUAGCAUUAGUUUUCUCAUGGGUUGGUUUUAUUGGUAAAGAUUUAUAUGGUACUUUAAAAUUUACUUCAGCAGGUCAAUUAUUUUAUAAUAUUUCAUUUUUAUUAUCAUUAGUUGGAUUUGAAUUAAAUUUUACUAAAUAUUAUUUAGGUCAAAAUAUCUUUACUACUUUAUUUACAAGUUUCCUUUGUGGUAUUGCUAGUAUCUACUUUGGUUCCAGAGUCUUAAGACAUUUGGCACAUGGUAGACAUAUUGGUAGAUCUUAA
Molecule: messenger RNA, 1167 nt
Organism: Scheffersomyces amazonensis
Lineage: Eukaryota; Fungi; Ascomycota; Pichiomycetes; Serinales; Debaryomycetaceae
Product: dolichyl-diphosphooligosaccharide-protein glycotransferase
Exons: 3
Coding region: 1-1167 (388 amino acids)
Biological process (GO): protein N-linked glycosylation
Cellular component (GO): membrane; oligosaccharyltransferase complex
Source: RefSeq, a predicted model, not a curated record